Staurois parvus is the source of this 344-nucleotide messenger RNA. NCBI's taxonomy places the organism in Eukaryota, Metazoa, Chordata, Amphibia, Anura, Ranidae. The record is from the annotation of a GenBank genome assembly.
UCAUGCUGCUGCCAGGUCCAGAGUCUCUCAUGGGUCCCUGUACGGCCUCCCAUUGCUGCUGUCUCCAUCGCCACACUCUGCCAUGUGCCACUUUCAGGUCUCCUCACACUGCUGGUGUGUUCCAUUUUUUGUCAUAGGGUGCUGGCAGAUUACGGGCCUCCCAUAGCUGCUGCCAGGCCCCUAAUCUGCCAUGGGCCCCUAUACCGCCUCCUCAUGCUGCUGCCAAGUCCAGAGUCUCUCAUGGGUCCCUGUACGGCCUCCCAUUGCUGCUGUCUCCAUCGCCACACUCUGCCAUGUGCCACUUUCAGGUCUCCUCACACUGCUGGUGUGUAGAAUUUUUUGUC